AUGACUCAAUCCGCGAACUUCGCGUGGGUAAUCGACAUUGCAGACGACGUUCUUGCAGUUAGCGCAAAAUACGUCCUCCGCUUCAAGCUCCCGAAACCGGAGUUCGAUUUUGGUGCUGGUGAACUGUCGGGUCCUGGUUUCCUGAUACUACGAUCAGCUGCUCCUACAACAUCAUCCUCGUCUACAUUUAGUAGUACCUCAACUUCCAGUAUAUCUAUACUGUCAACUUCAACAUCAAUCUCUUCCUCCUCAACAACGACACCCACACAAUCCACCUCCUCCGCCAUAAACACAGCAGACUCAACUGGAUUAAGUACUGGCGCCAAAGCUGGCAUCGGAAUUGGGGUCGCAGUAUCUGCAAUAGCAACCGCAGCUGUAGUGUGGUUCUUCUUCGUUCGCAAGAACAGGGAGUCGAAGAGCGAGGAUGAUCAGCUCGUUGCGGCGAGUGGUGUGAAUGAAUCUGGGAAUUAA
This is a messenger RNA of Glarea lozoyensis ATCC 20868, 471 nucleotides long. RefSeq lists its product as uncharacterized. The record is from RefSeq and is a predicted model, not a curated record. NCBI's taxonomy places the organism in Eukaryota, Fungi, Ascomycota, Leotiomycetes, Helotiales, Helotiaceae. Bases 1 to 471 code for a protein of 156 amino acids. The transcript has a single exon.